Penaeus indicus is the source of this 971-nucleotide messenger RNA. It is a transcript of the gene RpLP0-like, whose product is annotated as mRNA turnover protein 4 homolog. Bases 62 to 871 code for a protein of 269 amino acids. NCBI's taxonomy places the organism in Eukaryota, Metazoa, Arthropoda, Malacostraca, Decapoda, Penaeidae. The record is from RefSeq and is a predicted model, not a curated record. The transcript is spliced from 5 exons. Gene Ontology annotation, molecular function: RNA binding. Gene Ontology annotation, biological process: ribosomal large subunit biogenesis; ribosomal large subunit assembly; nuclear-transcribed mRNA catabolic process. Gene Ontology annotation, cellular component: preribosome, large subunit precursor; nucleolus.
UCAACAAACCCACGUUGGGCGAGGAAGAAGACGACCAAAAUAUUCCAGAAAUUAUCACAAAAUGCCUCGUGCAAAGCGCAGAAAGAUUAUUUCUCUAACCCAAACAAAGAAGAAGGGUUUGGAAAUGAAGCAGAACUUAGUUGAAGAAAUCAGAAAUUCUCUUGACAACUAUGACCACAUCUAUAUCUUCUCGGCACAUCACAUCAGAACGAACAAACUAAAAGAUAUGCGUUUAGAAUGGGGACAGAGCAGGUUUUUCCUUGGUAAAAAUAAAGUAAUGGCACUAGCCUUAGGUAGAACGCCUGAGGAAGAACUUCACGAGAAUCUCUAUAAGCUGUCACAGAAGCUUGUUGGUCAGUGCGGACUUCUCUUCACCAACGCAGAAAAAGAGGAAGUGCUUGAGUAUUUCGAGACAAGGAAGUACCCUGUUUCCCCUAACUCAGGAGACAUUGCCACAGAGACCAUUGAGCUGAAGGCAGGACUCCUGGAGCAAUUCCCUCACUGCAUGGAACCUCACCUGAGAAAACUGGGGCUGCCAACACGCUUGCAGAGGGGGAUUCCAGAGCUCCUGCAGGACUUUGUUGUUUGUAAUGAAGGCAAACCUCUCACUGCAAACCAGGCUAAUAUUCUUAGACUUCUAGGAAAAGACAUGUCCCUCUUCUACCUUCAAAUGGAAUACCACUGGAGCAAAGAGGACGGCUGCUUUGAAAAACUGACGCCGUCGGAAACCACUCCUAACAAGGCCGGAACCAAAAGGAAGUUGGCAGACCGUGAUGACAUGGACGAAGAUGAGGAUGAAGAGGAGAAUGAUGAUGAUGAUGACGAAGAGGAGGAGGAGGAGGAGGAAGGAGAUGAAGAAGACGAUAGUUAAUUUGUUUAUUAUUAUUUUUUAAUACAUUUAUUUUAAUGUAUUUCUUGAUGUGACUUAGAAUUGUAUUUUGGUAAAUACAAAAAUAUGUUAAGCAAAAAAA